AUGCCUUCGCCAAGGCAACUCCGCACCCUCAUGAUUGGUGUGCUGAUCGGUGUCGUUUUCGUUCUCUUCUACACAUCGUCACUCCGAAACAGCGACGUCAAGGACGAGCGAAGUCUUCAAGACUUCUACCACAAGACAGUCAACGGUCUCAACAAAAAACCGCCCGGCCAGGCGGUACUAGAUCAAAAUAAGGGCAAGAACUCCGGCCAUGUGCCGGUCGAUAAGGAUGCCGACGGCGACGUCGACGAGGACGACGCCAAGUUGGCCAAGGACAUGCAGGAUAGGUUGAAGGCCGCCGAGGACAAGGCCAAGGAAGCCGCGAACAAGAAGUCGCCCUUGAAGCCCGAUGCGCCGAGCGACGUUGUCGGAAAGGGGAACUCGGCCGCUGGACAAGACAAGAAGAAGGAAAAGACGGGCACCGGCAAGGAUGUCGCAGCGGAGGGUGCAAAGGAAGAAAAGAAAGAAAAGGAGGAGAGCGACGAAGAGCACGCUGUCGAGGUUGAGCUCAACUCGAUCCUCAAGAAGUCUCCAGUCAUCAUCUUCUCCAAGACAUACUGCCCCUACUCCAAGAAAGCGAAGGAGAUCCUGCUCACCAAGUACUCGAUCGAACCCGCCCCCUUCGUUGUCGAACUCGAUAAGCACCCACUCGGCCCCCAGCUCCAAGCAUUCCUGGGCGAGAAGACAGGCCGCAAGACCGUCCCCAACAUCUUGGUCAAUAGCGUGAGCAUUGGUGGAGGCGACGACAUUGUCGAGCUCGACACCCAGAAGAAGCUGCUACCCAGGAUUGUCGAUCUUGGACAGAAGAAGGUCGAGAUGAAGUUAUCGACCGGCGAUGCGCCGAAGAAGGAUGCGUCCAAGAAGGAUACGUCCAAGAAGGAUACGUCCAAGAAGAAUUAG
Messenger RNA from Colletotrichum karsti, 897 nucleotides. RefSeq names its product glutaredoxin domain-containing protein. The record is from RefSeq and is a predicted model, not a curated record. The transcript has 2 exons. Gene Ontology annotation, biological process: cellular response to oxidative stress. Bases 1 to 897 code for a protein of 298 amino acids. Gene Ontology annotation, cellular component: fungal-type vacuole; cis-Golgi network; cytoplasm. NCBI's taxonomy places the organism in Eukaryota, Fungi, Ascomycota, Sordariomycetes, Glomerellales, Glomerellaceae. Gene Ontology annotation, molecular function: glutathione disulfide oxidoreductase activity.